Molecule: messenger RNA, 2920 nt
Organism: Ailuropoda melanoleuca (giant panda)
Lineage: Eukaryota; Metazoa; Chordata; Mammalia; Carnivora; Ursidae
Gene: BCO2
Product: beta-carotene oxygenase 2
Exons: 14
Coding region: 703-2718 (671 amino acids)
Biological process (GO): carotene catabolic process; retinal metabolic process
Cellular component (GO): mitochondrion
Molecular function (GO): carotenoid dioxygenase activity; beta-carotene 15,15'-dioxygenase activity
Source: RefSeq, a predicted model, not a curated record
CGUCUUUAUGACAAAUUACAUUGAGAUAAACCAAAGGGAAAAAACUUUGUUAAGUUAAAUGUAGUUUGCUAGGGGGCAAGAGUACGUACCUGGAAUUUAUGGACGAUGUUAUUGACCUUUGCUUUAUGAGGUGAUUUUUUUUUUUUUUUUCCUUCCACAUCAACUAACUGGGCAUAACCUUAGAAUGUCUUUGAAAUUGCAGGUCAAAGUCACCACAUGAAACCACUUUAAAGUAUGUGGGCCAUGUACGUUAGAAAGUAUUUUUUGAAAGCUGCCAAUUAAAGUGACUAAACCUAUUGACAUAAGGAAAGGAAUCUUCCGGAAGGGUGCGAUUCUUAAAGUGUGGGUUGCACCAGAGAAAAAAGAGGCAAAGGAAUGGAGGGCCUGGCUCUGGAAGUUUCGCUUGCGAGCCAGGGGAAUUCUGGCUUCCUUCAAACUUCCUUCAAACAGGCCAUCUGGACUAGGAUGUAAGUUUUAUUCGAGAAGUAGUGUCGGGUGUCCCGUUUUGUGUUCCUUUACUGACAUUCCAAGCGGGUGGGACACACCCCACCCAGCCUCGCUCAGGCAAUUCUUUCCUGAAAGACUAGUCUCAGAUUUUUACCAUCUUCACACACUUGGAGGCAAUGAGAAAUUUUUGUUUCCGAGAUUCCAAGUCCACGGCAAUAGUGGCCGAUAAGAGGAAGAAAGCCACUCCUCCGCGAAAUGCCAGAGGGUUCCCGGCCGGAUUCCAGGCCCAGGCUCCGGGAGCAUGCGCAGCUCGUCGUGUCAUGUGAUUCACGUGAUUCACGCGCUGACUGCUGGGAGCCCUCGGAGACUGCGCACUCGAGCGCGCCAACCCGGCCUCUUCAUUCCCGCGCUUUCGCCGACGAGGAAGGUCGCGACGACAUCUCUUGCCUCCAGAAUAUGAUGGCAAGUCACACUGUAAAAACUGAUACUAGAAAUUGCAAGAGACCAAGAGAACUGGAGGCUCAAAUGCCAGAUAGUCCACAACUGUCCUCUCUUGGAAAAUCAGAUUCUUCUUUCUUGGAAAGCUCUGGACUAUUUUAUAAAGAUGAAUCCCUGGAGAAAGAUUUGAAUGUUUUGAAGAAAUACAUGGAUAGUAGUCAUCAGAAGAGGACAACCUUCAGUAAGCGUGAGGGGCUUCCAUGUAUUGCACCGCUACUAACCACGGUGGAGGAGAUGCCACAGAUGGUCUCUGCUCGAGUCCGAGGACAUUUUCCCAAGUGGCUCAGUGGCUAUCUACUUCGAACAGGGCCCGGGAAAUUCGAGUUUGGGAAGGAUAAGUACAAUCACUGGUUUGAUGGAAUGGCUUUGCUUCACCAGUUCAGGAUGGAGAAGGGCACAGUGACCUAUAGAAGCAAGUUCCUACAGAGUGAUACAUAUAAGGCCAAUAGUGUUAAUGACCGAAUUGUGAUCUCAGAAUUUGGCACAUUGGCUCUCCCUGAUCCAUGCAAGAAUGUUUUUGAACGUUUCAUGUCAAAGUUUGAGCUGCCUGCAAUAACUGACAAUACCAAUGUCAACUAUGUGCGGUACAAGGGUGACUACUAUGUUAGCACUGAGACCAACUUUAUGAAUAAAGUGGACAUUGAAACUCUGGAAAAAACAGAAAAGGUAGACUGGAGCAAAUUUAUUGCUGUAAAUGGAGCAACUGCACAUCCUCAUUAUGACCCAGAUGGAACAGCAUACAACAUGGGGAACUCCUAUGGGCCACAUGGUUCUUGCUAUAAUGUUAUUCGGGUUCCUCCAGAGAAGGUGGAUCUUGGGGAGACAAUCCACGGAGCCCAGGUGAUAUGUUCUAUUGCCGCUAAAGAGAGGAUGAAACCUUCUUACUAUCAUAGCUUUGGAAUGACAAGGAACUAUAUAAUCUUCAUUGAACAGCCCCUAAAGAUGAAUUUGUGGAGAAUCGUCACUUCUAGAAUUCGGGGAAAGGCCUUUUCAGAUGGCAUAAGCUGGGAACCCCAGUAUAAUACACGGUUUCAUGUGGUGGAUAAGCACACUGGACAGCUUCUUCCAGGAAUGUACUACAGUAAACCUUUUGUUACUUUUCAUCAAAUCAAUGCCUUUGAGGACCAGGGCUGUGUUGUAAUUGAUUUGUGCUGUCAGGAUGAUGGAAGAAACCUGGAAGUUUACCAACUACAGAAUCUCAGGAAAGCUGGGGAAGGGCUUGAUCAGGUCUAUAAUUCAGUAGGCAGAUCUUUCCCUCGAAGAUUUGUUUUGCCCUUACAUGUCAGUUUGAAUGACCCUGAAGGAGAGAACCUCAGCCCAUUGUCCUAUUCUUCAGCCAGUGCUGUGAAACAAGCUGAUGGAAAGAUUUGGUGCUCUUAUGAAAGUCUACAUCCCGAGGAUCUAGAGGAGGAAGGAGGCAUUGAAUUUCCCCAGAUCAACUAUGGCCAAUUCAGUGGCAAAAAGUAUCGUUUCUUCUAUGGCUGUGGCUUUCGGCAUUUGGUGGGGGAUUCUCUGAUCAAGGUUGAUGUGGUGAAUAAGACACUGACGAUUUGGAGAGAAGAUGGCUUUUACCCCUCGGAACCGGUGUUUGUUCCAGCACCAGGAACCAGUGAAGAAGAUGGUGGGGUUAUUCUCUCUGUGGUGAUCACCCCCGACCAGAAUGAAAAAAAUUUUCUCCUAGUCUUGGAUGCCAAGAACUUUGAAGAACUGUGCCGAGCAGAAGUGCCUGUGCAAAUGCCUUAUGGGUUCCAUGGUACCUUUGUAACCAUCUGAUGGAGCAAAUCGAAACGCCUGGAAACUAGCUUUAAAAUGAACGUGCUCUUUAUAAAAGGGAGAACAAAAAGGGCACCUUCCCUCCCAAACUGUAGACACCUGGUUUUAAAUUUCUAUUAUAAACAGAAUUCUUGGAGAUAAUAAUGGUUUUAUAAUUUCUUAGAGCUUUUUCUUAAAAACAUAAAGCAAGUGUUGAUACAAC